GGAAAAGCCGUUUGUCUCAACUGCCUCUCAACCGAAUGAAAGCUUAGAGAGAGAGAGAGAGAGAGAGAGAGUCCAAUCCAAUGGCGUCAAUGGUCACCUCUCCUUCUUUCACUGCUGCUUCUUCCACCACUGUCUUCUCUCACAACAAAACCUCUGCUUCUAAUCUUAGACCCAAUGUGAAGACUUUAUCAUCUUCCAUAAUGGGUGCACAAUUUAGUAUAAACCGAUCAACAAGAAGGUGUCACAUUACAAAACGCUGUCGUAGUGGCGUCACAUGCUUGUCUACUUCUCCUUCUGUUCUUCCAUCAGCGCUUCUCUUCGACUGUGAUGGUGUGCUUGUGGAUACUGAGAAGGACGGCCAUCGCAUUUCUUUCAACGACACAUUCGCCGCAAGGGAAUUGGGCGUUACCUGGGAUGUGGAUUUGUAUGGUGAAUUGCUCAAAAUUGGUGGUGGAAAAGAGAGGAUGACUGCCUACUUUAACAAGACAGGCUGGCCAGAAAAGGCGCCAAAGAGCGAAGAAGAAAGAAAGGAUUUUAUAGCUUCACUUCACAAGCAAAAGACGGAAUUGUUCAUGGUCCUUAUUGAGAAAAAGUUGCUGCCUCUCCGACCUGGUGUUGCAAAGUUGAUUGAUCAGGCUUUGGCAAAAGGAGUCAAAGUUGCUGUGUGCAGCACGUCCAAUGAGAAGGCGGUUUCUGCUAUAGUUUCAUGCUUGUUGGGGCCUGAGCGAGCAAAAGAAAUCCUGAUAUUUGCAGGAGAUGUGGUUCCUCGUAAAAAGCCUGAUCCGGUAAACUUCUCAUCUUGCUUAACUGAUGAGUUAGAUGGUAUCUGAAAAAGUAUGGAAUCAUAUUGUUUGGUUUUUAUUUUCAUAUAUUCGCGGAUGAAAUUCCAGUUUUCAAAUACGUUAUCAUUAGUCAUCAGACAUGAAUAUUAGAAUGUGCCUUUGUAUUUUGUAGUCUUAAAACGUUUGUCCUUGGUAUGGAGUGGACUCAUUUCUUUUUUUGUAAAGUAAAAGCUUGGGUAAAAAAAUUCUGUUGCUGGGACGGGGUGGACUCAUUUCAAGUUCUAAGAGCUCAAUUUUCUUGCCAAGUGACAACAGACUAUUUUUAUGUUAUAUAGUUUCUUCUUCAGCUCCCUUACUAUGUUCUAAAUUCGAGUUCUCGCAGAAAUGUCAUGUUCUUCUUGAUCAAAAAUGGGAUGAUGAGAUUCAUGACUGAACUACUUAAAUCUUUUUGGCAGGCCAUCUAUUUAUUAGCAGCCAGCACUUUGGGUGUUGAACCUUCAAGUUGUGUUGUGGUCGAAGACAGCGCCAUAGGCCUUGCAGCUGCCAAAGCUGCUGGAAUGAAAUGUAUAGUAACAAAGAGUGGAUACACCGCAGAUGAGGAUUUCGUAAAUGCUGAUGCAGUUUUUGACUGCAUUGGAGAUCCUCCAGAGGAACGAUUUGACUUGGAAUUCUGCGGAAGCCUUCUUGAGAAACAGUAUGUAAGUUAGCUCGUAAUCAGUAAGAAAAUGUAUCCUAGCAGUUCUAUUUGAUGUGUUCUUUCUGCCUCUAAAAUAAGGCAAUGUUGUGUCACGUAACGCUAGAAUUUAGAGAUGCCAAUUAAUUUUGACGACUUUGUGAAGCGUCGAAAUUAUAUUCAGCAUAAAUCAACUGUUGUGUAAUAGAAGUUUUGGUACUGUAAAAUGUAUAUGAUAUGUAAAAUUUGUGAAUGCUGUCCUUUUUGGGUGAUGAUCUCUUGCAACUUUUACUUGUUUCUCAAUCUUG
Ilex paraguariensis (yerba mate) is the source of this 1763-nucleotide messenger RNA. Lineage: Eukaryota; Viridiplantae; Streptophyta; Magnoliopsida; Aquifoliales; Aquifoliaceae. The record is from the annotation of a GenBank genome assembly.